Molecule: messenger RNA, 1338 nt
Organism: Penicillium roqueforti
Lineage: Eukaryota; Fungi; Ascomycota; Eurotiomycetes; Eurotiales; Aspergillaceae
Product: putative erythromycin esterase
Exons: 1
Coding region: 1-1338 (445 amino acids)
Biological process (GO): response to antibiotic
Source: RefSeq, a predicted model, not a curated record
AUGCCUCAAUUACAAGAGCUUUUCAAUUCAGCAGUGCAGCCCCUGCCUGCAAUCGAGGAUAAGAGUUUUGCAUCACACUUCGAUACCUUUGCGGGUAGCCAAGUGAUUCUGCUAGGCGAUGGCAGCCAUGGAACAUCUGAGUUCUAUUCUGCACGUGCAGAGAUCACAAAGCGACUCAUUGAACGACAUGGCUACACCAUGGUCGCGGUCGAAGCAGACUGGCCAGAUGCAGAGGCCAUCGACCGAUAUGUGCGCUUACGUCCAGGCCCCAAAGCGCAAAUUGGAGGGAGCGCGAAAGGAUACGAAGCAUUCACUCGCUUUCCUACCUGGAUGUGGAAGAAUUAUGAGAUGCAAGGGCUAGUUGAAUGGAUGCGUAAUCGAAACAAGGAUCUCCCACCAGAACAAAGAGCCGGGUUCUACGGGUUGGACCUGUACAGCAUGGGUGCCUCGAUCGCCGCUGUGAUCAACUAUUUAGACCAGGUGGACCCACAGGCAAGCAAGCUAGCACGCCAGCGGUAUGGGUGCUUGGAGCCUUGGGUGGAUGAUCCCACUUCAUAUGGUCUGGCAUCCCUUCAGGGAUUGGAAGACUGCGAAGGUCCAGUGAUGAAAAUACUCACAGACCUUUUGGCCCGAAGGCUUGAGUACAUCGGCUUGUGGGAUGGCGAUGAAAACCACAGCGCCGAACAGAAUGCUCACCUAGUUCGUGAUGCGGAACAGUAUUACAGGGCGAUGUACUACAGCUCAGCAAGCUCAUGGAACCUGCGCGACAUGCACAUGUUCGAAACCUUAGUCCGCCUGUUAAAGUACAACGAGGGAGAGAAAGCUAUUGUGUGGGCCCAUAAUUCGCAUGUCGGAGAUGCGCGCUAUACAAGCAUGGGAUUUCGCCGCAAGGAGCUCAAUAUCGGGCAACUAUGCCGUGAGCGACUAGGACGCGAGAAUGUGACCAUUCUUGGAUGCGGAACCCACACUGGCACAGUUGCCGCGGCCCAUGAGUGGGACGAUGAUAUGGAGGUCAUGUCCGUCCGUCCCUCCCGAGAGGAUAGUUGGGAGAUUGUGGCCCAUGAUACUGGUGUGCCACGAUUCGUGCUCGACCUGCGUCAGGAUCGCAUAGACCCCUCUCUGCGCUCAGCUAUCGCUGCUGAGCAACGCCUGCAGCGCUUCAUUGGUGUCAUCUACCGCCCUGAUACCGAGCGUGCCUCCCACUACUCGCAAACCUUCCUCCACAAGCAGUUUGAUGCUUAUAUCUGGUUUGAUAGAACCAAGGCUGUUCAACCCUUGGAAGUAAUGCAGCCCCAGACGCCGCUUGGAAAGAGCGAAACCUAUCCAUUUGGACUCUAG